Messenger RNA from Colletotrichum fioriniae, 3522 nucleotides. It is a transcript of the gene IMH1, whose product is annotated as Golgin imh1. NCBI's taxonomy places the organism in Eukaryota, Fungi, Ascomycota, Sordariomycetes, Glomerellales, Glomerellaceae. The record is from RefSeq and is a predicted model, not a curated record.
AUGUUCCAGAGGCUCAAGGGUGCCAUCGAUCGGACAAUCGCGGAGGAACAGGCUCGACAGGAGCAAGCACGACAGCGCAUCGAACCAGGAGGAGGCACAGGCACAGGCACCCCGCGCAGGUCCGACUCCACCUCGCGGAGCAAUCAGUCGCCCGCCCGACGACCCCGUCCCAAGAAGGCGGCAGCCGACGCCGGCGCAAAGGACGACGGCGGAAGCCCCUCGAACCCGGACCCUGCUGUCUUUGAGGCGGCGUUUGCGCUUGACGACAGCGAGGAGCCGAGUCGCGCAGGCACACCAAAGCCUGCUGCGGAUAAGGACGGCAAUAUGGAGAAGAGCGAGGAGAACGUCAAGGAUAAGGCGGAGGAGGGCCAGAACGGGGAGAAGGAGCAGGAAAGGGGCGCUGAGGGCUCUGCUGCUUCUGCUGCUGCUGCUGCUGCUGCGCCGCCGGCUGCUGCGGCAGAGAUGUCUCCCGAGGUCAAGAUGAAGCUUCGCAAGUUGGAGAAGCUGGAGAAGACGUACCCUGAACUCCUCCGGUCCUACAGAAUCGCCCACGGCCGCGCCACCUCCAUCGAGCCCUUUGAGCGUGUGCUUAAGGAACACACCAGCGUCGGUUCGAUCCGGGAACCCGAGGCCCUCGUCGAGUAUCUCAACUCCUUGAAGCAGAAGGAGCAGAUGAUUAUGGACGAGUACAAGCGGGUGUCGAUCGAAAAGGAUGACUUCAAGAAGAAGUGCGAAGCCGCCGAGAAGGACGUGGAGAAGUUCAAAAAGGAGGUUGAGGAGCUCAAGGCGGCGCAGGCUGCGGCACCGGCACCUGCACCUGCCCCUCCGACGGAAGAGUCCGAGGGCAAGGUGGACGCCGCCACGGAUACAAAGGACGACGGCUCCGUCAAGUCUCCCGAUGCGUCCGCUGUCAAGUCUCCCUUGCAGCAGGCUCUCGGCAUCUUCUCUCCCAAGCAAAAGGCGCAGGAGCCUGGAGAGGAGAAGCCGAACGAGGCUGCGGGCGACUUCUUUUCCUACGACGAGGAGGCUCCCAAGUAUGAAUCCGACAUGGCGGCCAAGGACGAGGAGAUUGAGAAGCUCAAGGCGCAGGUCGAGACCGUCAAGGCGGAGCUCAAGACUGAGGUCGACUCGCUCAAGGCCGAACUCGCCGCCGCCAAGGAAUCCAGUGCCGAUCUGACGGAGAACCUCGACAAGGUGACCAAGGAGGCUGGUGAGCUGCGCGACGUGGCUGCCGUCAAGACUUCUCUGGAGACGCAGCUCGAGGCAAGGAACAACGAGAUCAAGUCUCUCACCGAACGUCUGGAAGCCUCGCAGAAGCAGCUCAAGGAGGUCGAAGCCAAACUCAAGGGCGAAGUCGAGUCUGCUAAGAAGAACGCAAAGGAGGCGCAGUCGAAGCUUACACAGUCCAACGCACGCGCAGACAAGGAGGAAGCUCGCGUCAAGGAGGUGGAGGCCGCCAAGACGGACGUGGAGAAGAACAUCAAGACCUUCACCAGCCAGAUUGACACCUUGAAGAAGGAGAAGACUGAUAACGAGAAGAAGAUUGACGAACUUACUAAGCAGCUGGAGAAACAGGCGAGCGAAUCCGUGCCCGCUACACCCACAACAUCUGGGCCAACCGAGACGCCUGCGGCUGGAGGUGCUACUGGUACUUCAAAGAACGCCAAGAAGAACAAGAAGAAGAAGGGCAAGGGUGGUGCUGCCGCCGCCCCUGCGACGCCUGCGACGCCUGCCACAACCGCAGGAACCGCGACACCGCCCACAGCCGAGGAGGCCAAGGAUGUUGACACAGAUGCUCUGGAAGCGGAGAUUACCCGUCUCAAGGAGGAGGUAACGACCAAGGACUCCCAGAUUGAGAGGCUGACGAAGCAGCGCAAGACGGAGGAGGAUCUCCGCGAGGAAAUCGAGACGCUACGUGACGAGGUCACUGAGAUUGGCCAGGAGCACGUUGUGGCCAAGGAGAAGAUCAAGAACCUCGAGGCCGAGAAGAAGGCUCUGCAGACGCGGAUCGAGGAGCUUGAGAAGGAGCUCGGGUCUUCGGCAAAUGACGCCAAGGCGACGGAGAAGCUCCAGGGCGAGUUCGACAACCUCCAGCGCGAGUACGAGGACCUCAAGAGCAAGUCCUCGACGUUGCAGUCUGACCUCGGUGCCGCGCAACAGCUGGCGCAGAGCAGGUACAAGGAUCUCACCGACCUGCGUGAGGUUCUGCAAAAGGCGCAGCCUGAGAUGAAGAGCUUGCGUCAGGACUCUGCUGCCCUCAAGACAACCAAGGAGGAGCUUACCGCGAAGAACGCGGAGCUGCGUAAUCUCGAGAAGAAGGAGAAGGAUCUCAAAGCAGAAUUGACAAGGGCGCAACGUCUGGCGUCGGACCGCGAGACGGAGAUCAAGGCGCUCCGCGGCAAAGUCGAGGCCGAGACGAACACCAAGCUCCGUCUUGAGGAUGCCCAGCGGGUGUCUGCGCGCGACUUGCGUCGCUCCGAGGCCGAAAAGGUCGAGCUCGCCGCCAAGGAGGAGAAGACGGCCCGGGAGCUCCAGCGGGUGCAGGAAGACGCCAACAAACUCCGGCCCAAGGUCAAGGAGCUCGAAGAGCAGAUUGAAAAGCUGGAAAAAGAGAAGAAGUCCAUUCAAGAGGAGGCGGACCUCAAGACGCAGCAGUACUCCAACGCGCAGGGUCUGCUGGGCAGUAUGCGCGACCAGACGGGCGAGCUGACAAUCCAGCUGAAGGAGGCGCGGUCGCAGUCCGAGUCGCUCGAAGAGGAGCUAGCCGAGAUUCAGAAGCACCUCUCAGAGCGGUCGCGCGAGGCGGAGCGGAUGCGUGGGCUCCUUGCCGACGUGGACGAGCGCGCCGAUAGCAAAGUGCGGGAGAUGCGGGCGCGGAUGGAGGCUGCGAUUGAGGAGCGGGACCGGAUGGAGGACGAGUCGAGCACGCUCGCGCGCCGCAAGACGAGGGAGACGGAGGAGCUCAAGCAGAAGAUCCGCGACCUGGAGCGGGAUAUCAAGACGCUUUCGACGGAGAAGGAGGAGCUGGAGGGCCGGGAGAGGGAGUGGAGGCGGAGGCGGGAGGAGCUCGAGUCCGUGGAGGAGAAGGCCGAGGCGGAGGUGAAGGAGAUGCGGUCUGCUGUUUCGGAUCUGCGGACGACGCUGGACGCCUCGGAGCAGCAGGUUCGGGACGCCGAGAGGCAAAAGUCUGAUUUGAGGCGGUUGCUUGAGGAGUCGAAGCAGAGGUUCGAUAAGGUGAACAAGGAGCUCAAGACAGUGCAGACCAAGCUUGGGGCGAGUGUCACGAGUGGCCGGAGUUCGAUGGACUCGAAUCGGUCUGGGUUGAACGGCGGACCUGCGGCUGGAGGUGCAGGGGGCUCUGCGGAUACGUUGUAUCUCAAGACGAUUAUGUUGCAGUUUUUGGAGCAAAAGGAUAACAAGUUGCGGGAGCAGCUUGUGCCUGUCUUGGGGAGGAUUCUCAAGUUUGACAAGAGCGAUGAGCAGAAGUGGAAGAGUGCGAUUCAGCACAUCACUGUCAGGUGA